This is a messenger RNA of Vicia villosa (hairy vetch), 1068 nucleotides long. RefSeq lists its product as uncharacterized. Gene Ontology annotation, molecular function: zinc ion binding; nucleic acid binding. The record is from RefSeq and is a predicted model, not a curated record. The coding region runs from base 1 to 1068 and encodes 355 amino acids. NCBI's taxonomy places the organism in Eukaryota, Viridiplantae, Streptophyta, Magnoliopsida, Fabales, Fabaceae. The transcript has 3 exons.
AUGGUCGGGAGGAAAGAUGCUGCAAUUGCUGGUGCAUUGGAGGCUAUGGCUCAGUUGGAGACUCGUCAGAGGUUGGAGGCUAAUGGUGAGGAGAUCACUUGGGUUGUGUUCCAUAGGGAGUUCUUGAGGAAGUACUUUCUUGAAGAUGUUCGUAGCAAGAAGGAAAUCGAGUUCCUUGAAUUGAGACAAGGGAAUAAGUCGGUUGUUGAGUAUGCUGCUAAGUUUGGAGAGUUGGCUAAAUUAUAUCUGCAUUAUGAUGGACCAACUGGAGAAUCUUCAAAGUGCAUCAAGUUUGAGAACGAAUUGCACCCGGAAAUCAAGAAGACGAUUAGUUAUCAGAAGAUUCGUGUCUUCGCCGAUUUGGUUGAUAGUUGUCAAAUCUAUGAGGAGGACAACAAUGCUCCUUAUUGGGUCAUUAGUGAUAAGCGAGGCAAGAGUCAACAAGGUCGUGGCAAGCCUUAUGAUACUCCAGUUGGAAAGGGUAAGCAGAAAGCUAUUGAGGGAAAGAGAACUAGUGGGGGAGAUGCUCAUGCUGGUAUUGUAUGCUUCAAGUGUGGUAAAGCUGGUCAUAAUAGUAAUGUGGCUACUACUGAUGCGAAGAGGUGUUUCUGUUGUGGGAAGUUUGGACAUGCAGCGUUUGAGUGCCAGCAUAAGGAAGUGGUUUUCUUCAAAUGUGGUGAAGAGGGGCACAUUGGAAGUAAGUGUCAGAAACCAAAGAAGGAACAAGCUAGUGGAAAGGUAUUCACCUUGUCGAGAACUCAGACCACUAGUGAAGAUGCACUCAUCAGAGAUACAUGUUUCAUUAAUAGCACUCCUUUAAUUACUAUUAUGGAUAUUGGGGUUACCAUUGCUUUAUCUCUGGUGAGGUUCUCUACUCCUGAAGAAGAAGGUGUUGAAUUAUUGUCUGCUAGACAGUUGCGCCUAUUAAUGAAAGAAGAAGUGCAAGCGUUGGUUGCAUCAAUGUCUAUUGAGAAUCAAGCUAUAAUAUAUGAGUUGCAAGUGGUGCGAGAAUUUCCUAAAGUUUUCCCUAAUGAAAUUCCUGAUGUACCGCCAGAGAGGGAAGUUUAA